AUGAUUGACCUGGAAGAGUAUCUGAAGCGCAACGAGGAUGUGACGGAUGCGAGUCAUUUUCCUCCAAUUCGGCCGUGAGUUAAACGUCGAUGAGCUUGAAUUUCUAAGCACUUAGACACUAACCCGUUCACGGCCGGUUUAAACGCGCAGAUUCUUCCUUCCCAACGCGUAUCUACCUCGAUACCGCUUUUAUUCACGGCGAUUCGGAGAUGAGGACGACCUCUCCGCAAUUCAACGAUCUCGAUAUAUCAAGGCGGCCACGAAAAAGAGGAAGCAGCAGAAUUUGCCGAUCCUGUGA
Messenger RNA from Microbotryum saponariae, 298 nucleotides. The record is from the annotation of a GenBank genome assembly. NCBI's taxonomy places the organism in Eukaryota, Fungi, Basidiomycota, Microbotryomycetes, Microbotryales, Microbotryaceae.